Messenger RNA from Salvelinus fontinalis (brook trout), 1227 nucleotides. Its product is annotated as putative nuclease HARBI1. The record is from RefSeq and is a predicted model, not a curated record. The transcript has 3 exons. Bases 464 to 1015 code for a protein of 183 amino acids. Lineage: Eukaryota; Metazoa; Chordata; Actinopteri; Salmoniformes; Salmonidae.
AGUCAUCGUUAUAAGGCAUCGCCCUCUUUUGCCCACCCCCCCAGCACCAGGUGUGGCCACUAGCCUAUAUGAAGGCCCAAAAUUGUGUGUUCCUUUCUGCUCUGACAAUGGCAUGCCCAUUCGUGCGAGAUGUGGUGGAUGAAGAAGCACUUGUGCUGAGGAGAGCCUUCAGGCGAGAAAGGGUCUUCAGGGACCGGUUGGACCCACUGGCCUUCCCUGAUAACCUGUAUCUUUCAUAUAGAUGGUCUUCUGCAGAUGGCAUCAGGUAUCUAUGCAGACUACUGGGUCCCAGGAUUAAGCACCGCACUGCACGGAGCCAUGCACUGAGUGUGGAGCAAAUGGUUUGUGUGGCCUUGCGCUUUUUUGCUAGUGGAGCCUUCCUGUACUCAGUGGGGGAUGCUGAACAAGGCCACAAUUUGCCGCACAAUAAGGAGUGUGUGUCUGGCUAUCAAAGCAUUAGCAGAUGUCUUCAUCUCCUUCCCUGGCCACAGAAGACUCUGUGACAUCAAAGAGGAGUUCUAUAGGAUUGCAGAUGGUCUGCAAUGCUGACUGUGUGAUCAGCAAUGUUGUGGCAAAAUGGCCUGGCUCAGUCCAUGACUCCAGAAUCUUUCGGGCCUCUGAAAUCUAUCAGUGCCUAUCACAAGGUGAAUUCUCUGGUGUGUUGCUGGGAGACAGGGGGUAUGGCUGCCAGCCUUUUCUCCUGACACCUUUCACAGACCCCCAGGAAGCACAGCAGGCCUACAACCAUGCCCAUGCCAGGACCAGGGCCAGAGUUGAAAUGACCUUUGGCCUCCUGAAGGCACGCUUUCACUGCCUUCACAAAUUAAGGGUCAGCCCUGUUAGGGCAUGUGAUAUUACUGUGGCUUGUGCUGUCCUCCACAAUGUGGCCUGCCUGAGGAAGGAGAGGGCCCCCAGAGUGCCACCAGCCAUGGACUGGGACAAUCCGGCAAUCUUCCCUGAUGACGACAGUGGUCAGCUGCUGAGGGACCAAUAUGUGUUGAAUUAUUUUAGUUAGUAUGUGUGCUUUAAAUUUUGGUUAAAUAUGUCCUGCGGUGGCAGAGGAAUUUGGUUUUUUUUGGGUUCGUUUUUUGACGAAUUUGGCCUCUUAUGAUGUUUGUGCGGUAUACUGUGUGUAAUACAAGGCUGCAGGGAGGCUACUGCAUCCAUUCAUUUGUCUGUUCAGUUGAUGUGUAUGGAUUUGUCCUGCAUUUAUUUUAGUGUGCAGAC